Molecule: messenger RNA, 1545 nt
Organism: Penicillium expansum
Lineage: Eukaryota; Fungi; Ascomycota; Eurotiomycetes; Eurotiales; Aspergillaceae
Gene: trpE
Product: anthranilate synthase TRP2
Exons: 4
Coding region: 1-1545 (514 amino acids)
Biological process (GO): L-tryptophan biosynthetic process
Molecular function (GO): anthranilate synthase activity
Source: RefSeq, a predicted model, not a curated record
AUGGCAACUCCUGUCCCCAGCAUCCCGUCCCUUGAGACGGCGCGAGAAGUGAUCUCAAAGUCGAGGAACUCCGAGUUUCCUCCCAACCUACUUCCUGUCACGGCGUCAAUCCCUGCCGACCUCUUGACCCCAACAUUGGCAUACUUGAAGAUCGCAGAGAACUCGCGGUUGUCAUUCUUGUAUGAAAGUGCUGCCACCACAGAGACUAUUGGGCGAUACAGCUUUAUUGGCGCAGACCCCAGAAAGGUCAUCAAGACUGGCGAGGGCCAUGGCCCAGCAGCGGAUCCCCUCCCAUACCUCGAGAAGGAGCUUUCUCAGUACCGCGUCGCGACAGUGCCUGAAUUGGUUCUCCCGCCGUUGACCGCCGGAGCGAUCGGUUAUGUUGGAUACGACUGUGUUAGAUACUUUGAGCCCAAGACGGCGCGGCCGAUGAAGGACGUCCUCGGAGUGCCCGAAUCAUUCUUCAUGCUUUACGAUACCAUCAUUGCAUUCGAUCACUUCUUCCAAGUCGUCAAGGUCAUCACCUACGUUCCCAUUCCCUCGGCGGACGCCGAUAUCGAGGCCUCAUACCUCAAGGGCCAGGCCAUCAUCCAGAAGACGAUCGAUACGCUACUCCAGGAUCGCACGCCGCUCCCGCCCCAGGGCCCGAUCAUUCCGAACCAGGAGUAUACAUCCAACAUCGGACGGGAUGGAUAUGAAGGCCAUGUCAACCGAUUGAAGCAGCACAUUGCCAAGGGCGACAUUUUCCAGACCGUGCCUUCACAGCGGUUAUCACGACCUACCUCUCUCCACCCAUUCAACCUCUUCCGCCACCUUCGCACCGUCAACCCUUCUCCUUAUCUCUUCUAUAUCGACUGCCAAGACUUCCAGCUUGUUGGAGCCAGUCCCGAGCUCCUAGUAAAAGAAGAGCGGGGGCGUAUUAUCAGUCACCCCAUCGCAGGCACAGUGAAGCGCGGUAAGACCCCGGAGGAGGAUGCUGCUCUCUCCGAGGAGCUCCGCAGCAGUCUUAAGGACCGCGCCGAGCACGUCAUGUUGGUCGAUCUUGCCCGCAACGACGUGAACCGGGUCUGCGACCCCACUACGACACAGGUUGACCGACUGAUGGUCGUGGAGAAGUUCUCACACGUCCAACACCUGGUCUCCCAGGUAUCCGGACAGUUGCGGCCAGGUAUGACCCGCUUCGAUGCAUUCCGGUCUAUCUUCCCUGCCGGCACAGUUUCCGGUGCACCCAAGGUGCGCGCCAUGCAACUCAUCGCUGAACUGGAGGGCGAAAAGCGUGGUGUCUACGCUGGCGCCGUCGGAUACUUUGGAUAUAACAGCGCCAACCCAGAUGGAUCGGCGGAGAUGCCAGGUGCGAUGGACACAUGCAUUGCGCUGCGCACUAUGAUGGUCAAGGACGGCGUGGCGUACCUCCAGGCUGGUGGUGGUAUUGUCUUUGACUCGGACCCCUAUGAUGAGUAUAUUGAAACGAUCAACAAGCUUGGUGCCAACAUUGCGUGCAUCAAGGGCGCUGAGGCUAAAUACCUAAGUAUGGAGAAGCAAUGA